GGGAAAAAUGGUCAGACCAGAGGACGCCGUAGACCAUUGACCGGUGACGGCAACCCCAAUAAACGCGUUCCACACCUCUCUCUCUCUCUCUCUCCCCGACACUAUAACAAAAUGAUAAUCCCAAGACUCUCGCUCCCUUGCAUGAUUAAAACAAGUGUCCGUUCCAGAUCUGUGUGAAUCCCUCAGAUCUGAUCCUACAAACAACCGCUCUUUAGUCUUUCCAUGGAGUCUGAGCAGCAGCGGCGCAAGCGAAAGCGCUUCUACAGGUCCUAUGCUUACACGAAGUUAUUGUCUCUGAGGUCUCUGCUGCUCUCUUCCACCACCUUUGUGUUUCUAUUCUUCAUAUGCUCCCAUCGGUUUACGUUUCAUACGGCGUCGUUUCACCCUGCGGUCCGUGUAUCGUCGUCUCUGUCACUCUCGUUGAGCCGCCUAGUUCUAGAUUCUUCUAGUAUUAAUACUAAUAUACAGCUGCCUAUAAGAGUGGAGGACCGGGUCGUGUUCACGGAUCAUUUGUUAUUAAUAGUUUCUGAUAAAAUCAUCGAUCAGAGCUUAGUUUUGGAAUGUUUGUACUACUCGAACGAUUCGGUAAAUCGACAGGUUAUCUCGCAACGCGCCUUCUCUUUCGAUGAAUUUCAGGAGCAUAAGUCAAUCGUGAGAUGUCCUCUGCCGCGGACGAAUUACUCUUCUCUGGUGACUUUGAAGAGGACUGGCGACGUGGCUGAUGCUGAUUGGUCAAGGCAGAUGGUGAAGAACCAGUCGGUUCUUUAUUGGGAUAGAUUGGCGUAUGUGGCGGCCUUAGAUGGAAAUUCUGUACUCGUCUUUGUCAAAGGAUUAAACCUUCGGCCACAUAGAGAAUCCAAUCCAUCGCAGCUUCUCUGCAAAUUUGGUUUUGGGAGUUUGGAGAAAGACCAAGGAUUUGUGUUUACUGCCAAGGCAAUUAAGGCUGCACAGGAGGUGGUGCGGUGUCUGUUGCCUCGCAGUAUCCGAAACAAUGCUGAUAAAGCUCAGGAGGUUCGGGUCACAGUAGUUCACGCCAACGAUGCUGUGCCUGUACCGUCCAUGGCUAGAAUUCAUGAUUUGAAGUCCUCGAAGAUAAUUCAGGGGCAAAAGUAUGAACUCUGUGCGUGCACCAUGCUUUGGAACCAAGCCUUUGCACUUAGGGAAUGGAUUAUGUACCAUGCCUGGCUUGGUGUUGACAGAUGGUUUAUCUAUGAUAACAAUAGCGAUGAUGGGAUUGAAGAGGUGAUCGAUGAGCUUGAAUUGAAGAAUUAUAACGUUAGUAGGCAUGUAUGGCCGUGGAUUAAAUCCCAAGAAGCAGGUUUUUCGCACUGUGCUUUGAGAGCAAGAAGUGAAUGCAAGUGGGUUGGAUUCUUUGAUGUUGAUGAAUUUUUCUUCUUCCCUCCUCAAGGUGGAAGACAAGUGGUUUCAAGUCAAAAUGGUUUGCGAUCAUUGAUUGCGAAUUACUCUUCAUCAUCAAAUACAAUUGCUGAGAUAAGAACAGAUUGCCAUAGCUUUGGACCAUCUGGGUUGAGCUCUCACCCCCUUCAAGGUGUCACCGCAGGGUACACUUGCCGGUUACAAAGCUCUGAGCGACACAAAUCUAUUGUUCGUCCAGAAGCACUUGAUCUUUCUCUUCUUAACAUAGUGCACCACUUUAAGCUCAGGGUGGGAUUCAGGUAUUUGAAUGUACCUGAAACAACUGCUGUCAUAAACCACUACAAAUACCAGGCAUGGGAGACCUUUAAAGCCAAGUUUUACAGAAGGGUUUCUAGUUAUGUUGUUGACUGGCAAGAGGAUCAAAAUAAAGGUUCAAAAGAUAGGGCACCUGGGUUGGGAACUGAGGCUGUUGAACCUCCAGAUUGGGGGAGAAGGUUCUGUGAAGUGUGGGACACUGGCCUUAGAGACUUUGUUUUGGCCAACUUUGCUGAUGCAGCAACUGGGUUCUUGCCCUGGGAGAGGUCUUUAAGGUAACAAUUCGAAGAAACUAGGGGUGCUUGCAACUUAUUUGGUACCCCGUGUAAAGAGUGACAACACUUGUAACAUUCAUUCUUUUCUUUUCUUUUUUGUAUUCGACUUCGAUUCUUAUAGAAAGAUAGAUAUGCAAAGAAUUCUUUACAAGGUUCUGUAAAUUCUUGGCUAGAAAUGAAAUCUCAUUACAAGAUUCCAUUUU
Tripterygium wilfordii is the source of this 2170-nucleotide messenger RNA. RefSeq names its product glycosyltransferase family 92 protein RCOM_0530710-like. Lineage: Eukaryota; Viridiplantae; Streptophyta; Magnoliopsida; Celastrales; Celastraceae. The record is from RefSeq and is a predicted model, not a curated record. The coding region runs from base 223 to 1971 and encodes 582 amino acids. The transcript has a single exon.